This is a messenger RNA of Gracilinanus agilis (Agile Gracile Mouse Opossum), 1080 nucleotides long. RefSeq names its product RIB43A-like with coiled-coils protein 1. The transcript has 5 exons. The record is from RefSeq and is a predicted model, not a curated record. NCBI's taxonomy places the organism in Eukaryota, Metazoa, Chordata, Mammalia, Didelphimorphia, Didelphidae. Bases 22 to 1080 code for a protein of 352 amino acids.
GUCUUGUAGCCUCAACUCAGGAUGUAUAAGGUGGACAUCCAACCCGAGCAGAAGGAGGCCGUGGCCAUCGAAGCCCGAAGGAACCGGGAGAAACAGAGGCAGAGCCGAAUCUUUAACGUUCGGAACCGAGUCAUCGGGGUGGACACGGAAGGCCUCAAGAGCCAGGUGCAGGAACGGAGGCAGCGAGAAAAUGCCGAACAGGCUCGGGAGGCAGCCCUUGAUGCCAGCCGGGUUCAGUGUGACCUGGUGGCCCAGAUGCUGGAGAAGGAGGAGUCCCAGCGUGCCCGGCAGGUAGCCAAGCAAGUACAGGCCUUUCGUGAGAGGGAGCAGCAGCCCCAAGACUCCCGAGAUUUCGACCUGUAUUAUUCGGCAAGACCACAGAAGGAGAAUCCGGUCCGAGCGGGCGACCCGGAUGCCCGUUGCGGACCCUCCAGCAUGCAGUACUUUGCUGGGGAAGACUUGGGCCAUCCCAGCCACCAGCGCCUACAGCGGGAACAGAACCGUCGCGAAUUGAACCGUCAGCGGGAGGAGCAGCGCCAAGCAAAGAGGGACGAGAGGUACUCUGAGCUCUUGGCUGACAAGAAGCGGGUGGAGAUGGAUCUUCGAGCCAUUCACCUCGAGGCCUUGGAGGCUGCCUGCCGAGAGGCCAUGGAUAUGGCCAUGGCCAAUUACAACAGAGCUCAGGCCAUAGAGGUGGAGAAGCAGCAGCGCUUGGCCCGCCAGAGGGAGCAGGAUGACAACCUCACUGAAAUCUACAAUCACCUGACCAGUGACUUGCUGACUGAGAGCACUUCCGCUUCCUCGAGCACCCUGGCCUCACAGAAAGUCUCAGGGGGCUGGAAGGGCAUGAGCCCCGAGCAAGUAGCUGCCAUCCACAAGGAGCAGGCUGCCCAGCGCCUGGAGGCCCAACACCGGCGUCAGACUGAGCAGCGCCUGGAGGCCGAGUGGGCCUUCCAGGAGAAGCUGGUCGCUCAGGCUGUGUGCCAGCUGGACCGUGCCCAGAAGGUCAAAACGCAGAAGCUACGGCAGGGCCUAGACGCCUACAACAAGCAGCUAGCCCAAGAGCAGCAGGCACAGUGA